This is a messenger RNA of Lathyrus oleraceus (garden pea), 2661 nucleotides long. Its product is annotated as putative wall-associated receptor kinase-like 16. NCBI's taxonomy places the organism in Eukaryota, Viridiplantae, Streptophyta, Magnoliopsida, Fabales, Fabaceae. The record is from RefSeq and is a predicted model, not a curated record. Gene Ontology annotation, molecular function: ATP binding; polysaccharide binding; protein serine/threonine kinase activity. Gene Ontology annotation, biological process: protein phosphorylation; cell surface receptor signaling pathway. The transcript is spliced from 3 exons. Gene Ontology annotation, cellular component: plasma membrane. The coding region runs from base 102 to 2432 and encodes 776 amino acids.
CCGGGGACUAAGCCUAUAAAAGGUCUGUUUAUAACUAGAUAAGCACUGAAGUCACAAUUCGAAGCAAGUAUUAACCAAUUUUCACUUUUUAAGUUUUAUGAAUGAAAAUGAUGAAGCAUGUGUUAACGGUUACUGCAUUAACCAUGGUGGUAGGAAUAGUUGCACUCGCAGCUGAUUCAGAACCAAAAACCUGCAACGAGAUUCGCACUUGUGGAGAUGCAGAUAUUCCAUACCCUUUUGGCAUAUACAACAACAACCCGGACUGUUUCUCGGGUAGAAGAUUAAUUAAGCUCAACUGCACUGAUAAAUUCAAAAUUCUUGCGGGUAACAUACCGGUAUUAAACAUAAACCCCUCCGCAUCUCAAAUUGAAGUGUUGUUAACUGUCUCCAGGUAUUGUGGCAAGGAUGAUAAUAAUAUACCCAAACUUACCAUAAGUUCUUAUACCAUUUCAAGCAAAGAUAACAAGUUCCUAACCGUUGGUAAUAACAGUUUCGGUUAUCUUAACACUUACAGAGAUGGAAACCAUAACUACUCAACAGGGUGUUUAACAAGAUCUUUCGGUGAUCCAAGAUCGAUUGAUAAUGGAACAUGUUCGGGUAUAGGGUGUUGCCAAGUUGAUAUUCCUCCUCAAAUGAGGCAUAUAAGUAUAGAAGCUGAAAAUUUUAAUCGAUCUUCGAAAUCUUGUAGCUAUUCAUUUGUUGUCAAGAAUGGUAACUAUACUUUUUCUUCCACUCAUUUAUCACAAGGUUUCCCUAAGAAACUACCUGUCAUUUUUGACUGGACCAUUGGUAAGGAAAACUGCACUUCUGCCAAGAAUAAUGGAGCCAAUUAUGGGUGCAAGAACAAUAGCAAAUGUGAUGACAAGGACACAGAUUAUGGUUAUCGAUGCAAAUGCAAUCCAGGCUAUAAAGGAAAUCCUUAUCAUCCCAUUGGCUGCACAGACAUCAACGAAUGUGAUAACCACACACAUAAAUGCCACACUAAAGCAAAAUGUACAAACACUGAUGGGAAUUACACAUGUUCCUGUCCAAAGGGGUCUUCUGGAGAUGGAACAUUGAAUGGAGGGUGUCAACGAAAUGCAAAUAGAAUAGUACUACCUACUGUCCUUGGUGAGCAACAAAACACAUCUAAUUUUAUUUUAUCUUCAUCUUUUUUCCAAAUCUUAUGUGUGUUCAUUAAUUAUAUAUAUGUAAUAUUAGUUUUGGUUCAAUAUAUUUUGGAUGCAGGAGCAGGAGCAGUAUUUAUUGUUCUGUUUGUGAUGAUAAUUUUCUAUUUAAUAAACCAAAAAAGGAAACUUACCAAAUUGAAAGAGAAAUUCUAUAAGCAGAAUGGAGGUUCUAUUUUGGAACAGAAACUUAGUCAAAGACAAGACUCAUCAUCAUCUCAAAUAGCUCAUAUUUUCAAAGAAAAUGAAUUAAGGAAAGCCACAAACAACUUUGAUGAGAGCUUAAUCAUAGGUAGAGGAGGUUUUGGUACAGUUUUCAAAGGGGAACUAAAAGAUAAUAGAAUUGUUGCUAUCAAAAAGUCCAAAUCAAUAGACGAAAACCAAAUUGAGCAAUUCAUUAAUGAGGUGGAUGUUGUCUCCCGAAUAAAUCACAGGAAUGUGGUUAAACUCUUGGGAUGUUGUCUAGAAACAGAAGUUCCUUUGUUGGUUUACGAAUUUGUUAGCAAUGGUACCCUUUCUGAUUUUAUACGCACAGAAAUAGGUAAGGUGAAUAAUGUAUCUUGGAAAACCCGUCUUAAGAUCGCAGCAGAGGUAGCUGGAGCUUUGUCAUAUCUACAUUCAGCUGCCUCAAUACCUAUUAUCCACAGAGAUGUCAAGAGUGAUAACAUUCUUUUAGAUGAAACCAACACUGCCAAAGUAUCUGAUUUUGGAGCUUCAAGAUUGGUUCCACUUGAUCAAAUAGAGAUAGCCACGAUGGUGCAAGGAACUUUUGGCUACUUAGACCCAGAGUAUAUGCAAACAAGCCAAUUGACCCAGAAAAGUGAUGUCUAUAGUUUUGGAGUAGUUCUCGUGGAGCUGCUUACGGGGGAGAAGCCUUUUAGUUUUGGUAGGGCGGAAGACAGAAGAAGUCUUGCUAUGCACUUUCUGUCUUGCUUGAAAAAUGACAGUGUGCAUGAAGUUAUUCAUGAUGGUAUGUGGAAUGAAGAAAACAAACAAGAGAUCAAGGAGGUUGCUGUUCUUGCGGCAAAGUGUUUGAGACUAAGAGGGGAGGAAAGACCAAGCAUGAAGAAAGUAGCUACGGAAUUGGAGAGAAUAAUGGACAAGCACUCUUGUAUCAACGAAGACAUAAACGACGAGGAGAGUCGCUACUUGCUUCAUGAAUCAUCUUCUAGCAGUUAUGAACUUGGUGAUAGCAGCAAACAAGGAGAUUGUGGGUAUGACAGCUUGAAAAAUCUUGUAUUGAUUAAGUUGGAUGAUGGAAGAUGAUUGUGAGAUGACAAAAUGCAGUUCCCUUUCGUUGUUUUAGAUUUCUUUUCUUGCAUAUUCCAUUUUAUAAUUCUGUUGUAAUCUGUUUUAUAUAAUGUGUUGUGUUUAUGUGCAUGUAAUUCAGAUUGUAAUGAUUUUGAUAAAGUAGAGACAGAGAUUGAAGUAUUGUAUAAUAAAAUUGUCAAAAUUAUGGAAUAGUCAUAAAAAUCCAAGUAUUGGUAUUGUUGUA